This is a messenger RNA of Trematomus bernacchii (emerald rockcod), 2944 nucleotides long. RefSeq names its product E3 SUMO-protein ligase CBX4-like. The transcript is spliced from 5 exons. The record is from RefSeq and is a predicted model, not a curated record. NCBI's taxonomy places the organism in Eukaryota, Metazoa, Chordata, Actinopteri, Perciformes, Nototheniidae. Gene Ontology annotation, biological process: negative regulation of DNA-templated transcription. Bases 5 to 1948 code for a protein of 647 amino acids.
UUGCAUGCAUGAGGUGUUUUCUAGCUGCAGCUUCAAGUCGCCUCCUGCAAAACGAGUCUCUCCGAGGGGAAAGCGAGGGAAGAGGCGCAGUGAAAAUAAGGAGGAGGCGGGGGGUUCUUGUGUUUCACAUCAGAGGAGCAGCACGGAAAAACGGCCCGAAAGCGAGGAUAAGGUGUCGGAUAGCAAAAGCAGAGGGAAUACACGGGAGCUACUCUUGUGUCGGAAAAUGGAGCUACCCGCCGCUGGAGAGCACGUCUUUGCGGUGGAGAGCAUCGAGAAGAAGCGCAGCAGAAAGGGGAGAUUUGAGUACCUGGUCAAGUGGCGAGGAUGGUCUCCUAAAUACAACACGUGGGAACCAGAAGAAAACAUCCUGGACCCAAGGCUGCUUGAUGCUUUCCAAGACAGGGAACGCCAUGAGCAGCUGAUGGGAUAUCGCAAGAGAGGACCCAAACCCAAGCACCUCCUGGUUCAGGUGCCUUCUUUCGCCCGGAGAUCCAGCAUCCUGGCUGACCUCCAUGAGGCGUCCCUGGAGGAGGAGAGCUGUCUGAAGCCCAGCCCCAUGCAGAUGCUCCGUCCCCAGGGCCAGCAGUACCAGCUGAACAGCAAGAAGCACCACCCGUACCAGCCGCUGUGCCGGGAGCGCGACACCGAGCAGCCGGCACACGGCAAGAAGUUCUUCUACCAGCUCAACAGCAAGAAGCACCACCACUACCAGCCAGACCUCAAGGGCCACGAGCCCAUCUUUGCUAAACCCAGAGAGGUGAAGGCUCCGGAGCUGGUGAACAAAGGGUACAACCUUCCCCCGGUGCUGCAGCAGAAGUGGGUCCGGGACAAGGACUCCGGUUGUCUGACAAAAGUCAAGGAUAUCACCAUGGAGCUGAAGAAGCUCCCAGCGGACCUCAACGGCCACAAAGAGCCGGAGAAGGUCCAACCUAAAGAGGAUGCUACACUAACGCAGUCGAAUGGAGUCAGCAACGGCAAGUUAAAGAUCGUGAAGAACAAAAACAAGAACGGGCGGAUUGUUAUUGUCAUGAGCAAGUACAUGGAAAACGGAAUGAAAGCGGCUAAGAUUAAAAACGGCGGCUCUGACAUCGCUGGAAAGCCGCUGCAAGCAGCUGACAGCAGCACGGAGAACCACCUCGAGAAAAUGAAGCUCGUCAGGAAGCUCGGCCUCAUGAACGGAUUUGCCAAAAACCCCAAAGACGAAACAACCUUUCCUAGUUCUGGAUUUAAAGUGCAUUGCCUCAAAGAAAAGCAACAGUCCCCCAAAACGGAGCCAACUGUGACGGAACAGGAUAAACCUGUCAGGGUCAGGGGUCAGGGGCAGCUUUCAGAAGAUCAGCCUUUACAACUGACAAGUUGUAAAGGCACAACCAAGCCUAAUCUGCUCUCGCUGCCUUUGGAUAGGGGAGUUCCCUCCCCACUGGACAAAAGAGGGAACCAAGGUGGAUUUCAAGGACUGAAGCGACACCUCUCUGACCCAGACAGCGAGGAUCAUGGGAGUAGUAAGAGGUUUCUGAGCUGCAGGAGUAUCAGCCCUCCUUACGCCACAUCUCCACCCACCCAAAGCAUCAGCACCAACCAAAACACACACCAGAGUCCCACUGGACUGCAGGACUGUGGGUACGCAGACCAGGAGGAACCUAUCGACUUAAGUGUUGUCAAGUCCCGGCCUAAAGCUACGCAGCCUGAAACACAAACUGAAACUGUAACACAAUCUGAAACACACACACAGGAUGAAACAGACACACACACGGACGUACGGACAGAAACUGAAAUACAGAAAACUACAGAGGAGGAUAAAGUCAAUUCAUUGUCUGUGUGUAACCAUGAGAAGAGAAAAGAGGAGACGUUUCCCUCUCUCCAGCCUUUCCUCGGGAAUAUAGUGAUCACAGACAUUACCACGAACUGCCUCACAGUCACCUUUAAGGAAUACAUUACAGCGUAACGGACCUGUGGAACUGCAUACAUUUACAUUCAAUAUAUUUGUAUUUUCGGAUGCUUGAAUGUACAAACGGACCCUUGAUGUUUUUUUCAUUUUGUAUAGUUCCCAUAAAGAAAAAAUAUCCUUUAUUGCGUUUUUGCAUAUUUCUUCUUAUAAGCUCUCUGUUGUUACUCCUGGAGAUUUUUUAUCACAUACGUUACCUAAUUUCAAGCCAAAUUAGGUCAAAUAAAUGUCUGAAAUUGAUUGAAGAUGCACUUAUCUCUUGUAAAUACUCUUCACUUUUCUAUGGAUGUAAUUUGAUUAUUCACUCAAACUGUCGGCAUCUUUGACAAUGCUAAACAAAUGUAGGCUUUAUGGAGUUUUGUAAAGAAAGAUUAUAUUGAACCAUGGUAAAUUACACUGUGUGUGUGUGUGUGCGUGUGUGUGUGUGUGUGUGUGUGUGUGUGUGACAGAUGGACCGACUGAAACAAGGAUGCAUGCUGUUUGGACAGAUAAUGCUAUUAGGCAUGCUUAAACAAGCAGAUCAGAAAAAACUAAGCACCUUUCUGUCAGUAAAUGUGAUCUGCAGCUGAAAGAAAAUGUAUUUCAAAUGAGAGAUAAUAAAUGGUUAAUGUUUGAUAUACGCUCUUUUUCUAUCUCUGUUCAAAGGGUUCUUUGAGUCAUGAAUCUCCAGAUCUGAUACUGAGCACUAGUCACCUCCAGCCCUGAGACUUUAUUUAUGUAAUGUUUCCUAGCAGUGCAGUGAAUAAAAUGGCGUUGCUUCACUUGAACCAUAUCAGUUCCUAAUCUGUGUUAGCACUGUUAGUUGACAUGUGUACUCCAAUAUAUUAAAACAUCAGAUGGGUGCUCUAUGAUUCACUUUCUCAUGUUUCCGUUCUCGGCCUCCCUCACAUGUUCUGAGGCGACACAGUUAUGUAUGGAACUGAAUGGACCUGUCUUGGUGUCAUAUUUUACGUAACUUUUGCUACAUUGCGCUAAUUAAAAGUUUGUAAAAGCACA